CCCCUCGAAGAGGGUUUAGGCGCGGCGAGCCGGCGAGACCACCACCGGCCACCGCAUCUCGCACGGAAAACCCCCAGCGCAUCCCUCGCCGCCGCCCGGCGCGCGGCCAUGGUGUCGCAGCACGGCAUCCUCCUCGCCGUCAGCAUCAUCUCCGACCACUUCGGCCCCCUCGUAUCCAAGGUGUGCGGCUGCCUCCUGCGCCACGGCGCGCUGUCGCUGCAUGAGAUCGUCCGCCGCCUCGAGCUCUCGCCGGGGCAGGUGAAGAACUCCCUCCUCGUUCUCAUCCAGCACAACUGCGUCCAGGCCUUCUCGACCCCUAGAGGGAGCGGCGGUAAGACGGUGACGGUCUACUUGGCCAUCUUCGACAAUGUCCUGCACCGGCUGCGCUUCUCAAAGUUCCUUUCUGUUGUCCGUGCGGAUAUUCCAGAGUCAGAAGAUCUUCUUGAAGGAUUACUUCAGAAUGGUAGGCUAACAUUUGAUCAACUUGUGUGGCGAACAAUCUCUAAAAUACCAGAUGGCAGCCCCAAACCAACAAGGGAAGAAAUACGAAUGAACUUCAACAAACUUGUAUAUGCGCAUUAUGUGGAACGUUGCCCGAAACCGGAACCUUUUUUUGAUCCGCUUAUAGAUGAGCAGCCUCCGUCCACAAGGAAGCGAGCUCCUAGAGCUGUUGAGACGGUUCUUUCACUUGAGCAAAAAGUUGUCCGUACUGCAGCUCUAUCUGAUGCUGAAAGAUUUUCUGAGAUCCCAUACUCCAUGGAAGAGUCAUCAAAUGCAAAUGAUGAUGAUCAUCAUGCUGUUGCUGGUGGUAAGCGGAAACAUGAAGCCCUAGAAGUAGAUGAAGAGGAUUCAAUAAUUGCAGAAAAUGAAGUGCUCUGGCGCGCAAAUUUUGAAAGGUUCAUAUUUUGUUUAAAGAAGAAAUUCUGUGCAGACCGAAAGAAAGCAAAGCUGAAGGUUGGUACCCUUGCUAUAUGGGAAGCAUUUUUUGAGGCCAAUGUAACGAACAAUGACAACAAGACUGUGACAUCACCAAUGAAUGGAAUUUUGGAGAGAGUAGGACAGAAGGAAGGAGGUUCAUCAAUGACAGUGGAUCAGAUAAUAAGUGCAUUGAAUGAUCUGGAGUGCAUCUCUACCACUAGGGACCCAGAACAAUUCACUUUCGAUUUAAACAAAUUGGUCGAGACAUGUCGAAAUGAUGAGGUAGAAUCUCUUGUGAAAAAGAAACACGGGCAAGAAGCUUAUACAAUCUUUAGGUUAUUGCUGAAACAAGGUGGUCCAGUUGAGACUGAUGAAAUUACUGACAGGACAAUUUUAGACAAGCAGAUUGUUCAUGAAACUUUAUACAAACUUUGGAAGGAUGAAUACAUAGAUUCAGAGAGAGUCCCUUCUGCGGCAUCAGGAACAGGAAAUGCACAGUUUUUUGUUUGGAGAGUGAAAAAUACAUAUCGGGAACAUUACAUCGAUCAUCUUUAUCAUGCUGCUUUAAACUUGCGCCAGAUGGUCAAUUGCAUGGCUGAACUUUUGCUCGAGGGUACAAAGGAUGAAACUAAACUUCGGAACAGAAAGAACAUUUUGAUCCUAGCUCUCACUAGACAUGAUGAGUCCCUCAUGCUGUUCCAUGAUUUUUGAUAACACGAAGAGAUGCUGGUGACCUGUCAGUCGAGCAACCUGCACCAACCAAUACUAGUUCUUCGAUGAGUGCUCGCUGUGUCAUAGCUUCCAGUUUGAAAGUGGACAUGAAAAAUCCCAAACAUUUCGUUUAAAGUCGAAACUUUUGUUCCGUCUGUCAGGUAAAUUUGACGUGCAUAUGCUCCAUCUGCUAACUGGACUCCUUUUGAUAUGCACCGAAUUUGAUAGGCGCCGACCAUUCGCUGCCUUUCUUUUCA
This is a messenger RNA of Panicum hallii, 1886 nucleotides long. RefSeq names its product DNA-directed RNA polymerase III subunit rpc3. The transcript has 15 exons. Gene Ontology annotation, molecular function: single-stranded DNA binding. Lineage: Eukaryota; Viridiplantae; Streptophyta; Magnoliopsida; Poales; Poaceae. Gene Ontology annotation, biological process: DNA-templated transcription. The coding region runs from base 109 to 1629 and encodes 506 amino acids. Gene Ontology annotation, cellular component: RNA polymerase III complex. The record is from RefSeq and is a predicted model, not a curated record.